This is a messenger RNA of Aureobasidium pullulans EXF-150, 745 nucleotides long. RefSeq lists its product as uncharacterized. The record is from RefSeq and is a predicted model, not a curated record. The annotation marks the transcript as partial. The transcript has 2 exons. Lineage: Eukaryota; Fungi; Ascomycota; Dothideomycetes; Dothideales; Saccotheciaceae.
UUCCAGCCGGGAUGCAGAUGCAAAACUCAGUGGGCCUUUCGGACAUGUCGAUACCGACAAAUUUUCAGAACACCUCGACGAGGUGGGAACAAGAACCGGCCGAAGAUGUAAGCCUAUUCUUACAAGCACCAUCUCCAUGUUCAUAUCUGAUCUGCUUCUAGGAAAUUACAAAGAUUCACACACAUACGCACGAGCUGUGAUACUGGAUCUGAUUGUCAUGGCAUUGAUCGCGCUAGCACGAAUUCGCUACAGCUUGAUGGCGUCUACCCUCUCCCUAGAGGAUAUGUCACUCCACAUGUUGCCCAGGAGAUCCCUUUUUGAGGACCCCAGGUAUAACUUCUCUCCCCACUCUGGUCCUCUUCUGAGCACUGCCUCUGGUGAACCUCUCAUGUAUGCUUCGACUCUUCCAGCCCCCAUGCCACGAUACGAUCAAUACGGACGUCCAUAUGAUCCACCGACACCGAUACCCGAUCAAUCUUACACGCGGCCAGCACCAUCCGUUGACUCCUCCUACGGCCGUGAGCGUCAGUCUGCUUCGCCGAACGUGGAUCGAAACGCUCUUCGUCGUAAGGCUGAUGCGACAUUCGCAAAGAGAUCUGGAAGAGACGAAUCACACCCUCGGACUCGUCUUUCACCCCCUCGGACUAUAAUCGACCCGGAACUUGAUAAUGACACAGCCACAAACACUAGUGGCCUUGUGACCGUGGAUGACCUCCUGAGAAGGUGGACGCAUCUUGAUCCUGAC